GUUGGAAUCACAGACUUAUUUGCGUAUGAAACUCCGAAACUUGUGCAAAUUUCCAAUUUAAAAGUUGGUAUCACACAACGACUCAUUCAGCUCGUUAUCUUGGGCUACGUCAUAUGCUGGGUCAUGUUGUACGAGAAAGGCUACCAAGAAACUGACACUGCCAAAUCAGCAGUGACCACAAAAGUGAAAGGAAUCGGGUUUACUAACUACACAAAUAUUUCCGGGAUCGGUCUUCGAAGCUGGGAUAUUGCAGAUUUGGUGUACCCUGCUCUCGAAAAUGAUGCCUUCUUUGUCACCACCAAUUUGAUUGUCACACCACAGCAGAAGCUGGGUACCUGUGCAGAGAUUCAGGAAAUUCACGGAUCCGCCUGUCUCACUGACUCUGAUUGUCCAGUAGAUAAUGUAAACCACCUUGGAAAUGGGGCAAACACUGGAAAAUGCAUCAUCCAGCCGGGGGUGUCAAAUGGCACUUGUGAAAUCUACUCAUGGUGUCCUCUGGAAAACGACACACUUCCGCUCGGUAGAGAACAAUUCAUGUUUCCCAUGGUUGAGAACUUCACACUGCUGAUCAAGAAUGACGUAACGUUCCGGAAGUUCAAUGUACAUCGGCGGAACAUACAGCACUGGGUAUCCAAACGGUUUCUGCGUACUUGCCACUAUGAUAAGGAUCAUCCAGAGUAUAAAUACUGCCCGAUAUUCAAGUUCUCAACGAUGUUCAAAGAGGCAAAUAUUGACCAUUCUGCACUAAUUCACGGUGGGGUUAUCGGAAUUGACAUCAACUGGGAUUGCGAUUUGGACUGGGACAAGAAGUACUGCGUUCCAGAAUACAAGUUCAGCAGACUGGACGAUCCGGAUGCACCCAUUGGACGAGGAUUUAAUUUU
This is a messenger RNA of Opisthorchis viverrini, 882 nucleotides long. RefSeq lists its product as hypothetical. The transcript is spliced from 6 exons. Gene Ontology annotation, biological process: monoatomic cation transmembrane transport; response to ATP. Gene Ontology annotation, cellular component: nuclear inner membrane; plasma membrane. The record is from RefSeq and is a predicted model, not a curated record. NCBI's taxonomy places the organism in Eukaryota, Metazoa, Platyhelminthes, Trematoda, Opisthorchiida, Opisthorchiidae. The annotation marks the transcript as partial. Gene Ontology annotation, molecular function: purinergic nucleotide receptor activity; extracellularly ATP-gated monoatomic cation channel activity.